CGAGUCCGGACAUGCCCGGAGGGAAACCGCCGUCGCUAGACCCUUGUUCAGAACGGCGGGAAACCCAACCGACCUCCGGCACCAGAUAGUGCGGGGCCGAACGGCUAGGCACGACAACCCCGAGAUGGAGGCCUUAAGGAGGAGAGUCGCCGAACUUGAGACUUUACAAAACCAAAGGGCGAGGUCACCUCCCAAUCAACGCAGUCAAGAGACUGGCCACGUGUACGUGGAGACGGACUCCCCUCUCUCUCCCGAGCAGACUUUAGAGCCACUAACCGGGAAAAUAAAAGUCCCACAAAUCGGCCUGUACGACGGAACGUCGGACCCAGACGCCCACCUCGGGAAUUACACUUCAUGGAUGGAUCUACACGGGGCCACCGACGCCCUUAGGUGCCGCAUGUUCUCCCUAACUCUGGGACCAAAGGCACAGAAGUGGAAAUUCACCAAGGCUGGAGAUAACAAGGGAAAACGAAGAACGCAGGAAAUCCCCGACGAUGACGAAGGAGAUGAAGGGGGAUCGACUUUCAAGAGGCUUCGAGCUCAGGGAGAUAAGGAAAUUUUCGUGAUCGGACCAACGGACGUCGGUUCGCCCCAAGACCAACACAGGAAGAGGGGCCGAGAAGCCGACGCCCAGCCACGGCCCAGCCAGACCCCUUUGACCUCGGGACGGUCGAGUCUUAUUCCCCGAGUUAAUACAAACCGAGAUACACCGACGUCAUCCAGAAGGCAGGCCAAGGCCUAUACGCGAAAGGCCUACAACUCAGGGAAGCAAGUCAUGACCUCGGAUCUUAGAGAAACGAUCAAUGCCCGCACCUGCCCGAUCACUUUUACGCUGGAGGACGCAAGUCUGUUCGAUCCACACUCGGACGCACUCAUAAUCACGGCCCCCAUCUGUGGCAUUCCUGUCCACCGGAUCAUGGUGGACACCGGGGCCUACACGAGCAUCCUCAUGCUUAAGGCGUUCAACAAGCUCGGGAUAGACCCCGCCGAGGUCCGUCCUUGCAAUGACCGCGUCCACGGCUUCAACGGGAGCGUGGCGCUCCCAUUGGGGGAAAUCACACUCCCCAUCAGGUUUGGAGGGAACGGGCAGACAUCCAAAGUCAUCAUGGAAACUUUGAAGGUGAUGGACCUUGACAACGAAUAUAAUGCGAUCAUUGGGAGGACGACAUUGUACAAACUCCGAGCUGCU
Messenger RNA from Striga hermonthica, 1189 nucleotides. Lineage: Eukaryota; Viridiplantae; Streptophyta; Magnoliopsida; Lamiales; Orobanchaceae. The record is from the annotation of a GenBank genome assembly.